Molecule: messenger RNA, 3122 nt
Organism: Mizuhopecten yessoensis (Yesso scallop)
Lineage: Eukaryota; Metazoa; Mollusca; Bivalvia; Pectinida; Pectinidae
Product: pre-rRNA-processing protein TSR1 homolog
Exons: 20
Coding region: 86-2569 (827 amino acids)
Biological process (GO): ribosome biogenesis; endonucleolytic cleavage of tricistronic rRNA transcript (SSU-rRNA, 5.8S rRNA, LSU-rRNA); maturation of SSU-rRNA from tricistronic rRNA transcript (SSU-rRNA, 5.8S rRNA, LSU-rRNA)
Cellular component (GO): nucleus; preribosome, small subunit precursor
Molecular function (GO): U3 snoRNA binding; GTPase activity; GTP binding
Source: RefSeq, a predicted model, not a curated record
CACGGUCGCUUACAUCGCAGAAAAUCUACAUCCGGUUUUCAACACGUGUUGUUUGUGAAAUGACAUGUUGUGGUAAAUUAUAGAAAUGGGGAUGGAGACUCAGCAAACACAUAGACCAGGACAGUGGAAACAACAAAAUAAAACCCACAAACACGGAAAACAUAGGAGUAAAGGCCAAUUAGAAAGGGAAUCCCAAGGCAGAGUAAAUGUAAAGACAUUGUCAAAAAGAAAUAAACAACAAGCAAGAAAGAAUGACAGAAGACAUCAGGCCCAGCAAUUACGAAAGCAAAAGAGAGAUGAGGUGUUGGAGAAGAAAAGGAACAGGGGAUGUCAAGGAUCACCCCCACAUUUUGUGGUGAUAUUGCCUCUUCAUAAAAAUGUCACCUGUGAUGCAGUUUUGGAAUUGUUAAAGAAAUGUGAUGAAACAGCAGUGAUUUCUCACAAUGAGCAAGGUGUCUCUCAUAUCAGUAUACCAAGAUUUAAACAACGGUUGUCAUUCUUCAUACCGGAGUAUGGCAAUCUCCAUGCUGUCCUGGAUGCAGCCAAAAUUGCAGAUUCCUUGUUGUGUCUCAUGUCCCCAGAGGGCGCUGUUGACAGUGUGGGGGAGCAUUGUAUCUCAUGUUUAUAUGCACAGGGGCUUCCUGCAGUAACAUUUGCUGUACAGGGUCUGAAGACAUUAAAUAUGAAAAAACAAAAUGAAGCAAAGAAAAUCAUUCAGAGACAUAUAGACAAAAGGUUUCCUGCAGAGAAAUUCCAUGCUAUAGACUCGCCCCAGGAUGCUCUACUUAUACUGCGGCGGAUCACCAGCCACAAGCUGCCCCCAGUUUUCUUUAGAGACAAUAGGCCACAUCUCUUGGCUGAAAACGUUGAGUUUGAAAUUGAGAAUGAAGAGAGUGAGGUUGGGACACUGAAGUUGUCGGGGUACCUGCGAGGGCGAUCACUGUCUGCUAACGGGCUCAUCCACUUGCCAGGAUGGGGUGACUUUCAGAUGUUACAAAUUGAUGCACCUAAUGACCCCCAUCCCUUCAAUCAGAAACUUGUCCAAGAUUCACGGAAACAAAAUGGUCUGGAUGUGGAUAUGGACGGAGAAAAGGAAGAGGUGAGGAUGUUGGAGAAGGCUGAUCCCAAACACCAGGAGUCCCUACAGAGUGAGGUAAUACCGGACCCGUUAGAAGGGGAACAGACCUGGCCUACAGAGGCAGAGAUGGCUGAGGCUGAACAACAAUCCAAAAGGAAGACAAUAAAGAAAGUACCAAAAGGUACAUCAGAAUACCAGUCGGCCUGGAUACUGGAUGAUGAUGAUGAUGAUGAUGAAGAUGUGGUUAAUACUAAGGGAGCUUCAAAGGAACAUCAAAUGGAUGAUGAAGACGAUGAUGAAGAUGAGGAUGAAGAUGAUGUGGACAUGGAAGCAGAGGAGGAAGAAGACUCGGACGGGGAUGAAGAAGCAUCUGGUGAUGAGGAAUUUGAAACCUUAACUGUGACAGAGAACAAUGAUGCUGAAAGAUAUGAUGAAAAUAUGGACAUGGAUGAAGAAAAAGCCAUGUUUGAGAAGAUGAAGGAGGAGAAGCUACAUGUGAUGUUCCCAGACGAGGUUGACACACCAAUGGAAAAGGUUGCUAGGCAGAGGUUUGCCAGGUACCGUGGCUUGCAGAGCUUCAGGACGACCUUGUGGGACCCCAAAGAAAACCUUCCCUUGGAUUAUGCAAGGAUAUUUCAGUUUGGAAACUUCAAGAAGACGAAGAAGAGAGUCCUAAUAGAGGAAAAUGAUGGAGGUGCAAUGACUGGUUGGUACAUCACUGUGCAUGUAGCUAACGUUCCCAGGGAGUUUAUGGAAUCCUACAAACCUGGAUCACCAGUGGUGCUGUUCGGGCUGUUGCAGCAUGAACAGAAAAUGUCCGUCUGCAACUUUGUGAUCAAGCGUUGUGGAGAAUCAAGAUUUCCAAUCAAGUCGAAAGAAAGACUUAUAUUUCAUGCUGGUUUCAGAAGAUUCUCUGCUUGUCCGAUAUUUUCACAACACACAAAUGGGAAUAAACACAAGUUUGAGAGAUUUCUAUACCAUGAUGUGGCUGCCAUGGCGACCAUCUAUGGUCCAAUCAUGUUUCCUCCAUCACCGGUGCUUGUGUUCAAGGAAAUGGGAACAGGAGCACAUGAAUUGGUUGCCACUGGUUCUCUGUCAUCGGUCAACCCCGACCGUGUGGCGGUGAAGCGUGUCGUACUGAGUGGAUACCCAUUCAAAAUCAACAAACGUUCUGCUGUCAUUAGAUACAUGUUCUUCAACACAGAGGAUAUCAUGUGGUUUAAGCCUGUGGAACUGCGGACGAAAUGGGGAAGGAGAGGAAAUAUUCGUGCUACCCUUGGAACACAUGGCCACAUGAAGUGUGUGUUUGAUGGUCAGCUGAAAUCACAGGAUACAAUAUUGAUGAACUUGUACAAGCGUGUGUUCCCCAAAUGGACCUACAACCCUUAUGUCCGUUGUCCUCCCUCUAUCUGUGAUACAUGUGAUGAUGAUGAAGAUGAGGAGGAGGAGAAGGAGGGAGAGGACAUGCAAGCAUACAAGAUGUUUGACUGAGGAACACACUACAGCCAAACAAAUUGUACUACCCCCUGUGUUAUUGACAGGCAGAUCUCAACCUGCAGGACUGAUCCAGUUCAAGACUUCAAUAAUAAAUUAUUUAUUCUUAACUUCACAUUAAUUCGGUAGACAGUGUUUUUCUUCGUUCAACAGGUAUAAUUGAUUGAAAUAAUUUUCUGAAAUAUCUUAAAGAAUUUAUUAUAGACAUCAUCAAGUUUAUUUGUCACAAGAAAAGUGUUGAUGUUUACCAAUGUGCAGAGACUUUGAAAUCUGGUCAUUAAUCAUAAAUGUGGAAAACAAACAUGAGUGGAGAUAUAUAUGUCCAGUGGGGAAGUAACAUCUCUGCAAGAGUGGUAAGAAUUCCUUUGACAAUAGUUAUUCUAAACUGAAAUGUGUUACAAUAGUACAUCUUUAAUAAUAAUAGAUGUGACUAGUUAACAUUUCCAGUACAAUGAGUUACAGAUUUAUGACUUGUUGAAAUCUGUUUGUGUCCAUUACAACGCAAUUAUUUGUUAAAUGUACAUCAAAUGUAAAUACAAUUUUAACUGAU